AAAAAUUAAGGGUAAAAUUUGAAAAACCAAUGGCACAAUCCUCGGCGCUCACCCAAUCCCGUCGGUGACCAAACCGAAGCACGGCUCUGCUGGCGUUUUCCGACGAUCCUUAUCCUUCUCGCCGCCGGCUAAGGGUUUCAUUUCUCCUAGCGGCCACCACCGCCACGGCUUCCGCUUCCAAGAGACUGAGCCAGUGCAAUUGGAAACCAGAUGUCCCAGUUCCUAGGUUCGAAGAUAAAUAAGAGCUCUUGCCUUUUGAUCCUGUUUACGAGCACCUAAGUUCAAAAUCAGAGGUUUCCUGAUCUAAUUCUGCCCACGUUGUCAGUUGAAAGUACAUAAGGCCUCUUGCUUUUUCCUUUGGAUGCUAUUUAUAAACCCACCAGUCUCGAAAUCAGCAAUUUCCUGAUCUAGUGCUACCCUCUUUGUCGGGUAAAAAUUAUAUCCAUCUCUCAGUCGUUCAUACUUCGUAGAUGCAGAAAACCAAGGUUGUAAUAUAUAGGGACUCUUGCUUUUGCUUUUGAUGCUAUUUAUGAACACACCAGUGUCAAAGUCAGCAGUUUCCUGAUCUAGUGCUACUCUCUUUGUCAGGUUGUAAUAUAUAGGGACUCUUUCUUUUUCCCUUUUGAUGCUAUUUAUGAACACGCCAGUAUCAAAAUCAGCAAUUUCCUAAACUAGUGCUGCUCUCUUUAUAAGGUUGUAAAUAUAGGGGCUCUUGCUUUUGCCUUUGAUGCUAUUUAUGAAGCACAUGUGUCAAGAUCAGCGGUUUCCUGAUCUAGUGCUACCCUCAUUGUCAGAAUAAAAAGUUGUAAUUAAAUCAGAUUCAUGCCGGUCGCCAUGAAAAGACCCCGCGGUAGCAGUACAAUAACCCAGUCAUCCCCAGUAGCACCACCACCACCACCUCCACCGGCUUUGGCCUCUAAUGAUCAUGUUCAUCACUCUAAAAGACAAAAAAUAUUCUCAACACCAGCAGCAACCAGGUCAUCAUCAAAAAAUCUUGAUCAUCUGCCAGAGUCUUUAUUGGUUGAAAUCCUUUGUCGACUCCCUUGUUUUAAGUCCGUUUCUCAAUGCAAGCUCGUUUCCAGGCAUUGGUGCACUCUCCUGUCAGAUCAUCAUUUUAUCCGCCGUUUUCUAUGCGUCCAAAGGAGUCUUGAGAACAAACCAAUAGGUACUGCCAUAAGCAUGAAAGGGGAGGAAUUCCUUAAUGGAGUUUCGCCAUCCUCUAGGCCCCUAGCUCAGUUGUUCAAUAGGAUUAUGAGUAUCCACGGUUUGAAACAAGAGCCAAUUGUGGUAGGUGCCUACAACGACUUAGUUUUGUGCUGCGCAAGCGAGUAUAGUCAGCGCGACUACUACAUCUGCAAUCCACAUACAGUCCAGUGGGUUCCUCUUCCUCCCCCACCUCAAGUCUACAAUUAUGUAACGGUGGGGUUCACCUGCGAUCUUCCCUACUAUGACUAUAAGAAAGAUGAUCAGCAAGGGGACAUCAUCCAGCUUAAUGCGGAGUAUAAGUACAGGGUUGUGAGAUUAAUUGAUCCUCGUGUUGAUGACGAUGACGAUGACGAUGAUGAUUUACUUUCCUGCGAAAUCGAAGCGCAGGUCUUCUUUUCUGAGACCGGUGAAUGGAGGGAGUUUGUUUUAUCAUCCCCAUCAGCCCUUGCAGUAGGAGAACUGUGUAGAGAGAGUACUGGCGUUGCUUCCAACAGAAUGCUGUAUUGGCUAGGCGGUGGAGGAGAUUAUCUUAUUGGGUUGGAUCCGUUCAUGAUCGACAACAGUGAUAGUACUAGAACUCAUUAUAAAUGCUUUUUCAGUGAGUGUGGCGAGUGGGAUUCCGGUUCAAUGGAUUGCCUAGUUACGUUUGACGGGCGUCCGCGGAUGUGCGUGUACUACUCUUCUACUCGCACUCUGUCUAUUUGGGAGGUCAAUGAAGCAAAGGAAGGUGAUCAGACGGUCAUGAUCCACGGGGGAGCAGGCAGUUUGUGUGUGAAACCUUAUAACAGCGUAUACUUGGGGGAUGAAGAAAUGGUUGUGAUUAGUCCAAAUAUAGAUCAUAUUGUUGCGGUUGUUUUCGACCCGAAUAACGAGGAUUUGGUGUAUCUGGUUAUAGAUAAUACCAGAGACUGGAGCAAGAGAGACGUUAUCAGGUGCAAUACUCGUACAAGAGAGAUGUCAAAGGUGUCUACAAAUCCGACAAUCUGUUGUUGGCACCUCUUUCCAUUUGUGCUUCCGUGGUGGCCGACUCCAGUCCGUCAACUACCACAACGUGGCGAGCCCAGGCCAGACCUCUCAGCCUGAUUUGAUAAAAUAAAGAGAUGAAUGUUUGUAUCAUGUUUCUAUCCAAGACUGAUGAAUAAUAGGGUGGGAUGUCUUCUAUGUUUAGCUUUGCUCACGGUAUGUUACCUGUUUGCUAUCAUUCUGUAUAAUUUAGUGUUUUUGGUUAAGUAUGUGUACGUGUGGAUAAAGUUUUAAGAGUUUUCGGCACCUCUCAA
Molecule: messenger RNA, 2483 nt
Organism: Pyrus x bretschneideri (Chinese white pear)
Lineage: Eukaryota; Viridiplantae; Streptophyta; Magnoliopsida; Rosales; Rosaceae
Exons: 7
Coding region: 823-2289 (488 amino acids)
Molecular function (GO): protein binding
Source: RefSeq, a predicted model, not a curated record